UAUAUCCAGUCUCCAGCAGCCUGAACUCCGCUACCAGGGUGUGACGGUGAAACGACGUUUGUACUCAUUCACUCUCGCCCGAGGGUCUCCGAGCGCGGAAGAGGCGAGGACCUCAGUCGGCUCGGAGCAAGAAGAGGUCGGCGGCCCGUCGCCCAGCCCGGGGGCGGCACUUGUCCCUCCGCUUCCCCCGGGGCCCGCCCGGCUCUGCCCCCGCUCCGUCCCGCGGCGAGCUCNCUCACCCGCCGGCUGCGCGGGGCCGGCGCCUCGUUCUCGGUCUCCUCUGGCUGCUCUGCCGGAUCUUCCCCGCGCUGCCGGCGAGCGGACGGCACUGGUGGCGGGCGUCAGGGUGCCGUCCUUCCCGGGGGCCGGCGCCGCGCUUGACUGCUGCUUCGCGCCCGCGGCGAGGGGCCGCCGCGUCCUCACCGUGCUCGCAGAGGGCCUGGCAGCCGGCAGCAUGUCAACUGUGCGCAGGAAGUUUGGGGACGAGUACCAGGCGGUGGGCCCGGCUCGCAGCGGCACCCGCAGAGAGCGGCAGCGCUUUGUGGACAAGAAUGGGCGCUGCAACGUGCAACACGGGAACCUGGGUGGUGAGAGCAGCCGCUACCUGUCUGACCUCUUCACCACGCUGGUGGACCUCAAGUGGCGCUGGAACCUGCUCAUCUUCCUGCUGACCUACACGGUCGCUUGGCUGGUCAUGGCCUCGAUGUGGUGGGGCAUCGCCUACCUGCGAGGUGACCUGCACCGGGCGCAUGAUGACACCUACAGUCCGUGUGUGGCCAACGUGUACAACUUUCCUUCUGCCUUCCUCUUCUUCAUAGAGACCGAGGCCACCAUUGGCUACGGGCACCGCUACAUUACCGAGCGCUGCCCAGAGGGCAUCGUGCUCUUCCUUUUCCAGUCACUGCUGGGCUCCAUCGUUGAUGCGUUCCUCAUUGGCUGCAUGUUCAUCAAGAUGUCCCAGCCCAAGAAGCGAGCUGAGACCCUCAUGUUCAGCCAUGCUGCAGUUGUCUCGCAGCGGGAUGGCAAGCUCUGCCUCAUGUUCCGUGUCGGCAACCUCCGUAACAGCCAUAUGGUGUCUGCCCAGAUCCGCUGCAAACUGAUCAAGUCCCGACAGACACCGGAGGGAGAAUUUCUGCCGCUAGACCAGUGUGAACUGGAUGUUGGAUUUGGAACUGGAGCUGACCAGCUGUUUUUAGUUUCCCCAUUAACCAUCUGUCAUGAAAUUAAUUCAAAGAGCCCGUUUUUUUGUCUGUCACAAAGAUCACUAAGAAGCGAGCAAUUUGAAAUAGUUGUCAUCCUUGAAGGAAUUGUUGAGACUACUGGAAUGACGUGUCAAGCUAGGACCUCAUAUACAGAAGAUGAAGUUCUUUGGGGUCACAGAUUCCUCCCAGUAAUGUCCCUAGAAGAUGGCUUUUUCCGUGUCGAUUAUUCUCAGUUUCAUGCUACAUUUGAAGUCCCUACUCCUCCUUACAGUGUUAAAGAGCAAGAAGAAAACCUGUCCCUAUCUUCUCCUUUGAAUAGUCCUGGCAAUAAUAACAAAACCAGAAGAGAACAGGUUUGUUCGCUUGACUGUAUUGAUACUGCAGGAGAGAAAAACAAGCUCCCUUUUAAACUUCAGAAGAUUAACUUGAGAAAGGAAGACCUUCCAAGAAGAGCCCUGAGAAUGAGUUCCAGUAACACAGAGGAGACUUGCAGUAUGGGAGAUCUCUUGAACAUUCAAGAAAUACAUCCUAUCUCUAACAGUGAAGACAGUGAUGACAGGAUACAGCUGAAAGCCUUACAAAUAAAUGACGAGGCUUUGACUCAGUCUACCAGUGAUCUAAAGUUACAGAAGAACCCUCAAAGUAUGUGCGCUCUAGAGAUGAAACUGGAAGAUAAUUUUCCUGCCAAACUUUGAAAAAUGAACUCUGAUUGCCUCUCUUAAGAGCAGAAGCAACAGGAGUUGUUGGCUGAUAAAAUUCAAGACUGGUGACCCGAAAGAGUCUUACAGUAAGUCUUACAGUAAAUUCAUAAUUUUGUUUUGCCCCUUUCAGGAAGAACGAUCUUUUUUGUAUCAUUGUUCUGUACAGAUCCAACUUAGGUAGCAUAAUAGCAUUUUGAGGGGCAGUAAGGACCGUUAUGUCAAAGAGCUAGCUGCCCUAAAGACAUUUAUCAGCAUGCUUGUUGCAAAUCUACAUUGUCUUCCAUAAAGCAUAUGCUUUUUCAUGAAGCAGGGACCAGGUCCUUGGCUGCAGAGUGAAAUAUUCAGAGAUCAAGCCAAAAAGGAUGUAAAACCAGAUGAAACACAAUUUUGUGCAGCUCAGAUCUUGGACCAUUCCUCAUGUGUAGAACAGCAGAACACAGGAAGAAACUUUGAUGCUGCUCAGCCAUAGUCCAGUUCUCUCUCAGUCCGUUGGAAGGUGGCAUUCCUGUGCAGCCUAGUGCCACGCAUCCUUCUUUCUCAGUGGUUGUGGCAUGCCAGCUCCGUGGCCUGAGAAUCUCGUUCAUUGUCAUUAAAGGCUUCCUUUACUUUACGGUUUGCAAUAGCCAUUUGUGUCAUUUGACUCACACAAGCUCUCGUAAACACAAGGAUUGUUUAUCCUGCCCAAAAUUAGACCCAAGCACUCGAUCAGGGGGAUCACAUGUUGAAUUUUAAUGACCGUAUCACCACUCACCGUGAAGAGAACUUGUAAUCUCAACUUAAUGGUAUGUCUCAUACCUCAAAUUCAUGAAAUUUUACCUUGGAGACUCAUUGUAAGUAAACAUAAGCAAAGCACUAGAUAAUGCUCUGUCAUUACAGGAGUGGACAAUAGUAUGUACACAUCUCAGAGUUUUACUAAUGAAUGUUUGGGUCUUUGAUGUUGCUCUUUUUUUUUUUUUUGGUUACAUUUGCCUUCUUUUAUGUAUGAGUCUCAAUUUUGUAGAUUUGACAUUUAUGGGAUUAUGCAAUUUAUUGCAGGGUAGAACUCAGUUUUAACAUAAAUACAUUAAGAUACUGAAAGAAAAAGCAGCUCAGAUCUGUAGCAUGUUAAAUGUGCAGCUGAGAGAGGGCUUUCAUGGUUUGGAGCCUAAUGAAGCAUUCUCUCAAAUUGCCUCUGGUAGUAAUGGUGAUUUACUUUGAAUUGUUGAAUUAAUUAUUUUAGAAGAUCAUCACUGGAAGAUGGCAACCUUAUCUGUAGAAGGGACCAAAAAGAUGUUAGUGAAUAUUUAUACAGAGGUGUUGGUAUUUUGCUAUUCAGUAUGUCUUUAAAGAGUUGUACAGCUUUUUCUAAGUGACUGGCCUUGAACAAGAGAGAAAUAUGCUUUUAUGGUUUUAAAACAGAUCUUGCAUAACUGAGACUGCUGUUUGCCUUACUAAUCAUCAUGAAAUGGUGAGAACUAGACUUCGACUAUCUGAGAUUUCCUGCAGUUCUACACUUCAGAAAAAUUUCAUUACUAUUAAGCUGUUUUGCUGUCCCAUCUCAGUCUGUGAAAGAGGUCUUUUUUUUCCAGUUGGUGAUGAGCAAGCAUAAUCAGAACUUGCUGUUUUGUAAAAUGCAGUGUUCUGUUACUCAGCAUACUGGGUGCUUAUCACUAGCAGAGCACUCCUGUUACAUGGACAGAAUUUGGUCAAAUUUAAAAGGGGUCGUGGCCAUAUUGAUUGGCAACACAUGCCUUGAUGACUAGAAAAAAGAGGUGAAGUGAUAUAUCCAAGCUGGGGAUGGCUCAGCUUGCAUAAAUUGCUACUUCUAUCUUUUGAUCUCCUGCCUACAGUGUGGAACUAGAAAGUGGUAUUUUUUUAAACAGGUAGGAUUUACUUGUUGUUUUUCUUGUUUAUUUUCAACGUGAAUUUCAACAUUAUAUAUGUGCUGAAAUCUGUAUUUUCAUUUAUUAAAUGUAUUAGUAUGGGAUAUUCAGAUGACAGCAUGAAGACUUGAUGGAUGAUGACUCUCCCCACUCUUCAGAACAGCCAAAAUUAGUAUAAAAUAAAUUUACAUCCACCUUGUAUUUCGAGCAUUCCUGUGAGUCAGUCAGCUCAGAGUGCGUUUCUAAUAGACACAGAAACAAUGAGCAAAAGUACCCUGUAUCUGCUUUUUCCGCACAUGUCAUGCAGCUGUCAGACACAUAAGGCAGUAGUAUUCUGUGCUGCUGUUUAUUCUGGAGGAUGGUUCUAAGCUAUUUUCAGUUUUCCCAGUUCUGGACUACUCCUAUAGCUACAGAGAAGAUUUAAUUGUGGCCUCCCAAGACUUGUCUGUAGACCAGUCUCAAUGCUAAGCAGAAUCUUCAUGCUCUAAAUGUAUUAUGGAAGGGCUUGCAAACCAUGUGGUGGUUUUCUGCAAUGCCUGCUGUGACAAAAAUAAUUAUCAGAAGUAGUUCUGGGAACCCUAUGGCGACUCUGUUCUUACUGCGUGAAGCAAAAGGAUGUCUUCCUGAGACUGAGGGCUGCAGCGCGUAUCUCUCCUAACACUAUUAUUAUUACUCUUACUCCUCAAGGACUGUAUUUGCUCUGGAAGAGAGUAAGGAUGAAGGAGUAGAAAAGUAAAAUGGCACAACAAGCAAAAUGACAGGGUACCCAGAGAUCCAAGAGGGCAAGGAGGAAGAGCACAGCUAGCUUUGCGUGGCCCCAGGAGGGCACCAAGGGGCCCCCAGCGACUGCAGAGCCGUGUGUGACCGAGGAGUCACCAGUGCCGCCACCAGAAGCCGGAUGACAAGGUGGAUCAAGCCCCAGACUGGAAAGCAGGUGGGAGCAAACCAUCCCCCAGCUCCAGGAUCGUGCAGGAUGGACCGAGCAGGAGCAGGGAGCAGUACGUGCCCUUGCUUUUUCAGCGGGUGGCCCGGCUCCGAGCCUGCUCUGUGGCUACAAAUGGAACCCUGCAGCCAGGGUCUCCAGCAGCAUGUGCUACGCCAGCACAGCGUCAGAGGGAUGACGGCCAGCGGGGCGGCUGGCUGAGACACAUCUGUGCAUUGUGGCCACCCACCACCUGCCUUGUGACUUCUGGUGCUGGGCAAUGCAGGUGGUCAAGAUCAUGACAAAAACUUUCUCCUGUGCCACCCAGCGUUCAGUUCUGUGCUCUGAUCUGAGGUCUCGGUUUGAUGCUGUAGAGGCAUGACACAUGGUGCCAGACCGGUGAGGUGGCAAGGAGCUGAGAGGUGUGAAAUGUGCUUUCAGGCUGCUAGUCUAAGCACAGACAGAUGCAGUUUUCUCUCAACUACCAGAAAUUAAUUCCAUCCCCAAAGGAAAAAGCUCAAGGGAGGCUGAUGGCCGCUUGGUGACUUGCCACAUCAAGGGCAAUAGCAGGAGCUGACAGUUCCCCACCAGACUGAUGAAUGCCAGUCCAGUAGCAACUGUUCAGAUUUCACAGCAGGUGAAAGCAUAAUGGCACCAAGCCCUGUGAAAUUUCAAUCCCAAGUGUUAUUUAUGUGUAAUGACUAAUAAGUGAUUGGUUUACUCUUUGUA
This is a messenger RNA of Athene cunicularia (burrowing owl), 5416 nucleotides long. Its product is annotated as G protein-activated inward rectifier potassium channel 1-like. Gene Ontology annotation, cellular component: plasma membrane. NCBI's taxonomy places the organism in Eukaryota, Metazoa, Chordata, Aves, Strigiformes, Strigidae. Bases 455 to 1897 code for a protein of 480 amino acids. The transcript has 4 exons. Gene Ontology annotation, biological process: regulation of monoatomic ion transmembrane transport; potassium ion import across plasma membrane. The record is from RefSeq and is a predicted model, not a curated record. Gene Ontology annotation, molecular function: G-protein activated inward rectifier potassium channel activity.